AUGGAACUGAAUCGUCGCUUGAAACCAAAAGGAGUGACAUGUAAUGCUGUACAUCCUGGGAACUUGAUUUACACUUCAUUGUCCCAUACCUCGUGGUUCUAUUGGAUCUUCUUUGUCAUGGCCAGACCAUUUGCAAAGACACCAGUAAGUUUUAAGUUUUGUAAUACACAAUAAUAAACUUGAAGGACUUCAGACGAAUCUAUAGUGGCUGUGCAAGAGGGUACCUUAUGGUACCUUGUGAUACCUGUAGCUCUAAUCAGGAAUGUCAUUCUAAGCACCUCACCUCCUCUGGGGAGAAAGGAAGUGAGAGAGGUGGUGUUUUAGAGAGGAAGGGCAUUACCUGUGUUUCUGCCAGGUUGAAAGUUUUUGUUUUGAAAUUGCUAAUGGGAGCAUUCAAGUGGUCAUUGUGGAAAAGUUUAACUCUUUAACUCCCACAAGUGAUUAACAUACCUGUACUUGUAACUUCUCCCUACAAUAUCCAUACAUUAUCCAGCAAACCUGUUAUGAGAAUACUCAAACUUGUAAGUAGAAGUUAUCUUAAUCUAACACCAAAUUCUCAUAACUAAUUUACAUGGAAAUGUAUAGCUGAUAGAGGGAAGAAUUAAGAAUCCGACUUUGGGAGUUUAAAGGUUAAUAAAUAGUUAACAAAUGAGCUGAAAAUGUGGCUGUUACAGGGGAGGAGGUUGUUAGUAGUGGGCCUUGUGUUUUUUUAAAGAGACCUCCUUAACAUUAAACUUGUCUAACUUACCUUCCUUUUUCCAGGCACAAGGUGCAGCCACUGUUGUGUACUGUGCGACAUCAAAGAGCUUAAUAAAGUAG
Pocillopora meandrina is the source of this 819-nucleotide messenger RNA. Lineage: Eukaryota; Metazoa; Cnidaria; Anthozoa; Scleractinia; Pocilloporidae. The record is from the annotation of a GenBank genome assembly.